Esox lucius (northern pike) is the source of this 1882-nucleotide messenger RNA. RefSeq names its product gap junction alpha-10 protein. The record is from RefSeq and is a predicted model, not a curated record. NCBI's taxonomy places the organism in Eukaryota, Metazoa, Chordata, Actinopteri, Esociformes, Esocidae. Bases 349 to 1869 code for a protein of 506 amino acids. Gene Ontology annotation, biological process: cell communication. The transcript is spliced from 3 exons. Gene Ontology annotation, cellular component: connexin complex.
GGACGUUGCAGGCAGCGCUCAACAAUUGCUUGGCAAGAUGUGCCAUCGGGCAUUGUCCCUCCCGUCGGUGGCGGAUCAAUCGCCACAUCCUGUGAACCCUGGAACAGCACCACGGGAAAACACAGGGCACACUCUGUGUGGAGGACUGACUGACUGGCCAGCCAACCCAGGCAGAGAUGUGCUUUUGCGAAAGGCUCAGACUGAGGUUUCUCCAUGGGGUGACCAUACCAAGCAUGUGAUUUUGCAACUGGGAAACAUGAUUUGCAUUGAGACGCAAAGAGAGUAUCCAUACCAUUGAUAUAGUGUGGACAUGUAUCGGUAGAGACCAGUGAGCCUUGAGCAGAAACAAUGGGGGACUGGAACCUGCUGGGUAGCAUCCUGGAGGAGGUUCACAUUCACUCCACCAUCGUGGGCAAGAUCUGGCUCACCAUUCUCUUCAUCUUCCGCAUGCUGGUGCUCGGCGUGGCGGCGGAGGACGUGUGGGACGACGAGCAGGCAGAGUUCAUCUGCAACACCGACCAGCCUGGCUGCAAGACCGUCUGCUACGACCAGGCCUUCCCCAUCUCCCUCAUCCGCUUCUGGGUCCUGCAGGUCAUCUUCGUGUCCUCACCCUCGCUGGUCUACAUGGGCCACGCGCUCUACCGCCUGCGCGCCCUGGAGAAGGAGAGGCACCAGCGCAGGAUCCAGCUGAAGGCGGAGCUGGGGGAGACGGAGGCGCCGUUGGAGGAGCACAAGCGCAUCGAGAAGGAGCUUAAGAAGCUAGAGGAGCAGAGGAAGGUGAAGAAGGCUCCGCUGAGAGGGUCCCUGCUGCGGACGUACGUCAUCCAUAUCCUAACACGCUCCGUGGUGGAGGUGGGCUUCAUUAUGGGCCAGUAUAUCCUGUAUGGCAUCGGACUGGACCCCCUGUAUAAGUGCGAGAGGAUGCCCUGCCCCAACAGUGUGGACUGUUACGUCUCCAGGCCCACAGAGAAAACCGUGUUCAUGGUGUUCAUGAUUGUCAUAGCCGGGGUGUCCCUCUUCCUGAACGUCAUGGAGAUAUCCCACCUGGGCAUCAGGAAAAUCAAACAGACUUUGAGGGGAGACCAGAGCAAAGCAGACGAUGACAGCCUGGUUUACAGGCCGAAGAGGAAGUCGACGAUACAGCACUUGUGCGUGAUGAGGAACCUGUCCACCCACAACGGGCCCCUGACUCAGACCGCCUUCAAAGGGACUCCUGGGCCAGACCCGGACCCCGCGGACCCACCCCCCAACUACAUCCCCAACCACACUGUGUCCAGGCACAAUAGCGUGGCUCCGGGCCAGUACCUGGCCAACUGCACCGGCUUCCAGCCCCAUCAGCAGGUCCAGCAACGGCACCCCAGCCACGGGAUGUCUCCCAGCCGGCACCUCCAGGGGGCCCGGGAGAAUCACGCCAUCGCCCCGGUGGACCAGCCAUCUCCGGCCUACGGGGGAUCUGUCGUAAAUAGGGACGGUGACCAUGGUAACGUGCAGGCCCAGCAGAUCCACCACUUGCAGCCUCAAGACCACCACCAGCCUGGCCACAUGGAAGUACCUGCGCCUAUGGCAACGCACAGACCAAGUGUCAUGGCAUCACAUAGGCCCAGCUUGGCCCAGAGGGACACGGACCCAGAGGAGAGGCGGGACUCAAUGGGAAGUGACUUCCCCUUUCCCAACCCAGGGAGGAAGCAGAGCUUCAUGUCUCGCAUGCCCUCCGAGAGCAUGUCCACCAUCAGUGACUGCAGCAGCAACUCUGUACGGAGCUCUGAGUCCGAGCUGGGCGAAAUGGGGGACAUGCCCGUGAUGGCCCCACCCGGAAGGAGAAUGUCAAUGAGUGUUUUCUUGGACAUCUCGUCUAUCAUGAAAAAGUGAAGGGGGACCAGAA